AUGGCCUCACCACUACCAUCUCUUCCUUCAGAAAUAUUUUUUGAUCACAUUCUAACACGAACAUCGCUCGAAAGCCUAGGCCGGUGCAGGCUGGUUUCAAAGGACUGGAAUCACAUCACAUAUGACUCAAGGUUCUGGAAAUCUUUUUGCAAGAGAAGCGACACCAUAUCGGGGUUUUUAAUUCAGAGCCAGAGCCAGAUCGACGGGAAGCACAUACAAACGUUUGUGUCUGUAGAUAACAAGGCCAACAAGAAUUUUUCACACGCUAUUCUCGACUUCUUGCCUGUCCCUGUCAAAAUUGAAGCUGUGAGUCAAGGCCUAGUGUUUUGUGUGGACCAAAAUGUCAGCGUGGUUCGUGAUUAUUUUAUAUGCAAACCUACCACUCUACAAUGGGAGAAGUUACCAAAUCCAAAGACUAGGUUCUUGACUUCAAUGACUGCCAUGGCUGUGUUGAGUUCGAAGCCUUUAAGGUACAAGAUUAUUCGGUUCUCGAGCCACAAGUAUCCUUUCUCCAAGUUCAAGUCAAGACAGUACUAUAACAUGACAUGUGAGGUGUUUGAUUCAAACACUUGGGCAUGGAAGCGGUUGAAGAAUGUAAGUUUACCCUAUUGUGUUUUAUUGGGCAUCGACCAGCCUUAUGUAACAUCAUGCGGCGCGUUCUACUGGCUUGUUCGGCUUGCGAGGAGCAACCAAGUGUUUGCUUUUUAUUACGGAGAUGAUAAAGAGAGUUGGGAGAUUUUCGAUUUACCACCUCCGAUGGAGGAGAGUGGCGGUUUCAAUUACAAAAAACUUGUGGAGUACCAAGGUAGGCUUGCAUUGAUCAUCUGUGAAAGAGAGGUCAUGGACUUGUGGGUUAUGGAAAAUCAUGGGAAAAAGUUAUGGAGCAAGCGGCAGACAUGGACAUUGAGCACUAAAGUGUGUAAACAAGUGGAGGGCUAUAUUCCUCCUCUUGCAGCACUUUACAACAGUGAUAUUGCACUUAUAAAAGGGCGCGACGAAAAACUCAUAUUUUACAAUUUUGAAGAUUCUAGUGCUAAUGUGGUUUCUAAACUUUUCCGGUCAGAGUCGGUGUAA
Prunus mume (Japanese apricot) is the source of this 1074-nucleotide messenger RNA. RefSeq names its product F-box protein At5g49610-like. NCBI's taxonomy places the organism in Eukaryota, Viridiplantae, Streptophyta, Magnoliopsida, Rosales, Rosaceae. The record is from RefSeq and is a predicted model, not a curated record. Gene Ontology annotation, molecular function: protein binding.